GCUACAUGACUUCCUCUACACUAGCUGAGCAACGCUUGAGCUGACAUGACUCUCUGCCACAUCACAAGCCUUCCGUAUGUGCCAGAAGCAGUUGCUGUACCAACACAAGAGCAUGUAGAUCACUGAGGCAAUUCAUCAUGGAACAUAACAAUUCUUCGGCUGUCCCUCCAGUGUUCAGAACAGCCAGCCUGGUGUUCUACGGCUUCAUAUUUUGUGUGGGUCUAGUGGUCAAUUUUACCGCCCUCUGGGUCUUUGCCCUUACCACAAAAAGAAGAAGCUCUGUCACUAUCUACAUGAUCAAUGUAGCUGUGGUGGACCUUAUCUUCAUUCUACUGCUACCCUUCCGCAUGGCCUACUAUAGCAUGGAUUACUGGCCAUUUGGAGACAUGUUCUGCAAGAUCAAUGCUGCUCUGACUGUUCUCUACCCAUGUCUGGCUCUCUGGCUGUUCGCCCUCGUUAGUGCUGACCGCUAUGUAGCUAUAGUGCAGCCGCGACACAGCAAGGAGUUGAAGAACGUGCACAAGGCCAUGCUGUCGUGCGCAGGCGUGUGGGUCAUGACCCUCGGCGGCACAGCCCCACUGCUCUUUCUUGAGGAAGAACGAGACCGGCUUUCCAACCACACCACCUGCCUGAAGAUGCAUGACAUUGUCUACCUGCGGCAGGACAACGCUGUCCACUUCACUCGUCUGGCUUUCUUCUUCUUGGUGCCAAUGUUUAUCAUGGUGGGCUGCUACAUCGUCAUCGUAGACAACCUCAUCCAUGGCCGGACGUCCAAGCUGAAGCCGAAAGUAAAGCAGAAGUCCAUCCGCAUCAUCAUCACGCUAAUCGCCCAGGUGCUCGUGUGCUUUGUGCCCUUCCAUAUCUGCUUUGUGUUCCUGCUUUUGGAAAACAGCAGCCAGGGCUACAGCACCUGGGGUGCCUUCACCACGUUCCUAAUGAACAUGAGCACAGUGCUGGACAUCAUACUUUAUUACAUUGUGUCCAAGCAGUUCCAGGACCGAGUGAUCAGCGUGAUCCUCUACAGGAACUACCUAAGAAGUGUCCGCAGGAAGAGCCGGCACACGGGCAGCGUUCGCUCCCUCAGUAAUCUCACCAGUGCAAUGAUCUGAGGAACAGUGCCACUAGGAGUCACCAUCUUCUAAUGAGCUAUGCAUAUAGUUCAGUUGAUGAAAAUAUUUUAAAAGGAGUGUUCAGAAAGAGGAAAGAAGAAAUCCUAACUAUAGCUAAAGCAUUUGAGAUUUUGAGAUCACCAGUGUUUUUUCAGAAAUUUUUGAGUUGGCUCUCAUUUGGAUUCCAAGUGCUUGAAAUCGAUGGAAUCAAUUCCAAGAGUCAAUUCCGUUAACUAAAUUAACUUGACUGACAGGGGCUGACUAAGUUGUAGCUGAUUCUCCUCUAAUAACUCUCUCAGAUAGAUGUGGAUAAAUGUUUUGGCACUGGCAACAUUGUCUGAUUGUAAGCCAAAGUUGCAUUUAAAUUUGACUUUGUCUAAAGUAAAAUUCUAGUGGACUAUCUGUGAGCUAUGAGUGAGUCUAGACAAUAACAUAAGAAUAUCUCAAUAUCUCACACUCUGUGAGCAUCCGGGGGCACGCAUGUUGGACGUCACUGUGCGAGUCCAAAGCUUUGGAGUUGACUCAUGAUUCCCGAAUGCCUGGAUUCAAGGAACUGAUCCUCCCAGCCGCACUGGCAUUAUAUUAUAGCCAACGAGAAGACAUUACUGUAUAAAAAAACAGAAACUUCUACUAUGAUUUUUUUUCUCUGGGCUCAGCAAGAGCUUAAUUUAUCAAACUGUAACAAGAAAUAUCCAAAUGCGCAAAUGAUGUUCCCUUUUUAUGGGAUGCAAAUGUGAACCAAGCUAAUCAUUAACUACUUCUCAUAGAAAGCAAUCAAAAGGCAAUAUCUGCAGCACUCCAGAAUAUUUUAGGGAGGCAUCUAAUGUACUCACAAAUAUGUGUAAUAUUUGAAAUUUACUUACAUUGUGUAUUCAUAUAAUUCAGGAUGUCAGUAUUAAAUCAUGUCAGGGAGAUGCAUGAUUUGUAUGAUCUGAGGGUUAAAAUCAGUACACAUAACAUACUUACUAUAUAAGCAAUAAUGAUAGCUCCAAUGAGCACACUUAAAUCUCUAUUUCAGUCUUUUUUGUACCAAGAAUGAAAAUCAAACUCCCUGAAACUAAUGGAAAUCCUAGCCUUUUUCCAAAAAUGAACUUGUCUACAUUUAAAAAGCUUUGCACAGACUGAAAAAAUGUAAUAUGAAAUUAUAAGCACUUUAUAGCCUUCGUUAGUACUGUAUUUAUGUGUACUGUGAAGUCCCAUAGAGAAUAUAUUCAAACAGAACAGUGCUUUUGCUGCCUCAAGGAUGUUUACCGAAUUUUUAAGGCCCUACUGAAGUCCUCAUUUUAUCUAGACCAAAAAUUGAUCUAUGCUUUAAGACAUUAGUAAGAACAAGAACAUUCCACAAAGAACUGCAUAAUGAAUAGAAUCUAUAGCAUGGCAUUUCAUUUAUAUCAGUAUGUGUUUUCUUUUGUUUCAAUAGGCUAAUAUAUUCUUUAAUCUGCCAGGUGGUGGCACCAUUGUACAGAGCUGCCACUGUACUUUUCAGAGUAUUGCUGUAAUCCAUUUUGACCAGCAGGUGGAGUCAUGUGACAGCAGACCCAAGAAAGCAGAACAUAGCAAGACCUCAGCCUUCAGGGUCAUUGUAAGGUGUGAAAAAAGUGGUGUGGUGCCACUGUAUGCAUUUAUGGUUUGGGCUUGUGACAUUUUCCAUCUAACCUAUUUUCGCUGCAUGUACAGUAUCUUAUUUUCACUGAUUGUUUUUAUUUUCUUCGUGCCUCUGAAUGCCACUGUUACUAUAUAAACAUACUGUAUGCAUGACAGUCUGUAUAACUGUUUACUGUCAUAAAAAAAUGAACACUUUGGAAAACUAAUCACAGUACAUGCAUGUAUGAUAUUUAAUUUGCUUCAAAUACAGA
Messenger RNA from Colossoma macropomum (tambaqui), 2965 nucleotides. RefSeq names its product G protein-coupled receptor 18 (gene gpr18). Gene Ontology annotation, biological process: phospholipase C-activating G protein-coupled receptor signaling pathway; positive regulation of Rho protein signal transduction. Gene Ontology annotation, cellular component: membrane. Gene Ontology annotation, molecular function: G protein-coupled receptor activity. The transcript has 2 exons. The coding region runs from base 138 to 1109 and encodes 323 amino acids. NCBI's taxonomy places the organism in Eukaryota, Metazoa, Chordata, Actinopteri, Characiformes, Serrasalmidae. The record is from RefSeq and is a predicted model, not a curated record.